CGACAGCUACAUCACACUUUUGCUGUGUAAUCCAGAUAGGCGAAAUCAGACAAGCCAAAAUAAGACUUUAAAGGAUCAUUAUUUAGUUGUACACUAUUUAUACACCAUGGAGUAUCUAAUCGGAAUCCAGGGACCCGAUUUUGUGCUCGUCGCCGCGGAUAAUGUCGCAGCCAGCAGCAUAAUUCAGAUGAAACACGAUUAUGAUAAAAUGUUCAAACUGAGUGAAAAGAUCCUGCUGCUGUGUGUGGGAGAAGCGGGAGACACGGUGCAGUUCGCGGAGUACAUCCAGAAAAACGUACAGCUCUACAAAAUGAGAAAUGGUUAUGAACUCAGUCCAUCAGCCGCAGCAAACUUCACAAGAAAGAAUCUGGCAGAUUAUCUCCGGAGCAGGACUCCGUACCAUGUGAACCUGCUUCUGGCUGGUUACGACGACGCUGACGGCCCGGGGCUGUUUUACAUGGACCAUCUGUCGUCUUUGGCCAAAGCUCCGUUUGCAGCACACGGAUACGGCGCCUUCCUCACUCUCUCCAUCCUCGACCGAUAUUACAGGCCAGAUCUGACCAGAGAAGAGGCCAUGGAUCUCCUCAAGAAAUGCAUUGAGGAACUGAACAAGCGUUUCAUUUUGAACCUUCCCUCAUUUAACGUCAGAGUCAUCGAUAAAGACGGGAUUCAGGACCUGCAGAAACUCACUUUGGGAUCGGCCAAGUAACUCUACAGCUCUGAUUGUCCUGGUUUCACUUUUGUACCACUUUGAUUUGUCUGUUCAAAUAAAAAUAUGAUAUUGAUAUGAACUGUUGGCUUCAGAAUGAUUAAAAAUAAGGACUGUUACCAUAGCGAUUAGCAAUUUAAAACAAACACAACUUUUGAAUUGAAAGCAGUCUAUAGGCUGCUGCAGGGGUCAAGAAGUCAAAAGAACUAAGAUCAAAACUGUGAUUAAAAGUCCAGAUUAUUUUUACUUUAAAAAACAAUUAGAUAUCUUAUCUAAUUGUUUUUUCUUUCAAUUUUUUUUGUUGAUUAUAGCCAUAUUUAUCUUUC
Messenger RNA from Periophthalmus magnuspinnatus, 1035 nucleotides. RefSeq names its product proteasome 20S subunit beta 2 (gene psmb2). Gene Ontology annotation, cellular component: proteasome core complex, beta-subunit complex; proteasome core complex; cytosol. Gene Ontology annotation, molecular function: peptidase activity. The record is from RefSeq and is a predicted model, not a curated record. The coding region runs from base 107 to 709 and encodes 200 amino acids. NCBI's taxonomy places the organism in Eukaryota, Metazoa, Chordata, Actinopteri, Gobiiformes, Gobiidae. The transcript has 6 exons. Gene Ontology annotation, biological process: proteasomal protein catabolic process.